Molecule: messenger RNA, 4361 nt
Organism: Chelonia mydas (Green sea turtle)
Lineage: Eukaryota; Metazoa; Chordata; Testudines; Cheloniidae
Gene: INPP5J
Product: inositol polyphosphate-5-phosphatase J
Exons: 14
Coding region: 254-3025 (923 amino acids)
Biological process (GO): phosphatidylinositol dephosphorylation; negative regulation of peptidyl-serine phosphorylation
Cellular component (GO): plasma membrane; ruffle; cytoplasm
Molecular function (GO): phosphatidylinositol-4,5-bisphosphate 5-phosphatase activity; phosphatidylinositol-3,4,5-trisphosphate 5-phosphatase activity
Source: RefSeq, a predicted model, not a curated record
CGGAGGCCGGGGCCGGGGCCGGGGCCGGGGCGCAGCAGAACCGCUGCCCCGCAGGCUGCGGCUGAGCCCUGCGGCGGCCCCCGCAAGGGUGGAGACAGGCUGCUGUGAACCCCAGGCCCCGAGAGCCCCGAGCACACGACAUGGCUCCGGGCAGGGGCACGCUUUGCUGGUGUGCUAAUGUGCAUGUGGCAGAUCUGGAGCCACCCUCCCCACCCCCACCUGCUCCAGAGAUACCCCUGGAGCUUUCUUGCAGAUGGAGCCGGCUCACCGUGGGAACAAGGACCAGGGACCGGCCUCGGCCAUGGGGGCCCCGUCUCUAUCGCCGAGGGGCUCCAUUACCGCCACCUCCCCGGGACUGUUUGCUCCCCUCGUGGCCCCGUUCGGGGCAGAGGGCUCAGUUCGGUUCCAGCCAGAGGGCUCCAGUGGGUCCAUCUCAGCAGCGUACCCCGGGGGGAACCUCCCCCUGGGGCACAGCGGCUCGAGGCCCGACACCCUCUUUGACCCUUUCCAUCCCAUCUCCCCUCGCUCGCAGCCCGAGGGCUCCCAGCACGUGGGGCCGGAGGAGAGGUCCCCGGGCAGGCACAGCCAGUCCCUGGCGCUGGAGAGCAGCAGAGCCCAGCCCGACGGCUCAGGUGGGGCCCAGCUGUUCAGCUUGCUGUCCCCGGUGGAGUUCUGCCCGCUGUCCCCGGGCACCGGCAGCCCCUCCUCCCGCCCCAGCCCGGCGCCCGCUGGGAAGCUCAGCCAGUCGCCCAGCCGAUCCACACACCCCGAACUCUGCCCCCUGGAUCAAGGGCCCUCCGGGCCGAUGCUCCCUGUGGAGCGGAAAGAGGCACUCCCCAAGGCAGAGUCCAGUGACUACAUCUCCGGGGGCAGAACUGGCUCGUCCCCCAGACCCGUGAGCCUCCCCAAAGCCAUCUCCAGCGAGUUCCUCUCCGGGGGAAGGAUCGGCCCCUCCAAGUCCAUGGCCCUGGCCAAGGUCGAGUCUGAGGAGUUCCCCUCCUACGGGAGGAGCAGCCCGUCCCUCGCCCUGCCUGGCUGCAUGGACCCCCCCGAGGCUCCCGUGAGCCGGCUGGGCAAGGCCAAGGAGAACGGCGCGUUCUGGAUCACCGUGGUCACGUGGAACGUUGGCACAGCCAUGCCCCCGAGCGACGUGACCUCCCUGCUGCACCUCAACACGGGUGACACAAACGACACCGACAUGAUCGCCAUUGGGCUGCAGGAAGUGAACUCCAUGAUCAACAAGCGCCUGAAGGACGCCCUCUUCACAGACCAGUGGAGUGAGCUCUUCAUGGACGUGCUGAGUCCCUUCAACUUUGUAUUGGUGAGCACGGUGCGGAUGCAGGGUGUGAUCCUGCUGGUGUUUGCCAAGUACUAUCACCUCCCCUUCCUGCAGGACAUCCAGACGGACUGCACCAGGACCGGGCUGGGCGGCUACUGGGGCAACAAGGGCGGGGUCAGCGUGCGGCUCUCCAUCUUCGGCCACAUGGUCUGUUUCCUGAACUGCCACCUGCCGGCUCACCUGGAGAAGGCCGAGCAGCGCAAGGAGGAUUUCACCACCAUCCUCAACAUGCAGCAGUUCGAGGGACAUGCAGCCAGCGGCAUCCUGGACCACGACAUCGUCUUCUGGUUUGGGGACCUCAACUUCCGCAUCGAGAGCCUGGACAUCCGCUUUGUGAAGUACGCCAUCGACAACAGCAUCCUGAGCCAGCUGUGGGAGAAGGACCAGCUGAACAUCGCCAAAGGUACCUGGCCCAUCCUGAGCGGCUUCCAGGAGGGGCCCCUCAACUUCCCGCCCACUUUCAAGUUCGACGUGGGGACCAACCAGUAUGACACCAGUGCCAAGAAACGGAAACCAGCCUGGACCGACCGCAUCCUCUGGAAGAUCAAGUCCUGCGGCGCCCCGCACAACCCCAGCGGCCGGAGGCCCAGCAGGACCGUCCUGGCCGUGACCCAGCUCUGCUACUGCAGCCACAUGGAGUAUGUGGUGAGCGACCACAAGCCUGUGGCUGCCAUCUUCGCCGUGCAGUUUGCCUCCAAGACCGACAAGCCUUUGGUUGAGAUUCAAGUGGCCGACGAGUGGUCAAGACCUGAGCAAGCCAUUGUCCGAUACAAGAUGGCCACCGUCUUCCACAGGAGCUCCUGGGACUGGAUAGGUCUCUACCGGGUAGGCUUCAGGCACUACAAGGACUACGUGGCGUACGUGUGGGCCAAACAAGAGGACCCAGAGGGCAGUGUGUACCAGGUGGUGUUUUCGGAGGAGGCGCUACCCAAAGGGAAGGGCGAAUACAUUCUCGGUUACUACGGCAACAACUACAGCAGCAUCACUGGGGUGACAGAACCCUUCCAGAUCUCGCUGCCCACGUCGGAGGAGGGCAGCAGCCAGACGGACAGCUCGAGCACCAGCUCCGAGGAGGAGGACAACAGCACCCUGGUCCUGUUGGCGCCCAAGUCCCGCAGCCCCAGCCCUGGCAAGAUGAAGAGCCACCGAAGCCGCAGCCCCAGCCUCCCCAAGUUCCAGGGGCUCAUCCUGAGGCCGAUGAGCCACGAACGGGGGGCCAGCCGCAGCCCGUCGCCGCAGAGCCGACGCCCCCUGAAGGGCGACAUCCCCAGCAUCCAGCUGCCAAAGGAGGAGCUGCCCUGGCGCAAUGCCAAGAGCAAGGAGCCAGCGCGGGCUGCUGAGAGCCAGGAGAACAGCCGUGCCCCUGGCUACAGGACUGCGGGGGAGCCCUGCGGCGCCUGGUGCCUCUCUGACGACAACCCCCUGGCCAGGGCCAACCCCAGGAACCUCGGCCUGCUGCCCGCGCUCCGCCUGGAGACUGUCGACCAGGCCAUGGGCCCAAGGAGGGCGAGCGCAGACCAGGGCUACCCUGCCAGGAGGAUGAGCCCCACCAGCCCCACCGCUGGGGCUGCCAAUCUGUUCAGCACCUCCCCCAAGGAGGGGAGCAGCUCCAGGGACAGCCAAGACCCUCUGCCAGCUGCAGCCACUGGAGCCACUCAGGGCCGAGCAGCUGGCACUGCGCAGUGAAUGCUGGGCCUGGCCACUUGCAGUGAUCCCCGUGUAGAGCUUGCCGUGUUCUUCCCGUGUGCUGCCUCUCUUGCCCACACUGGGCCACCCCAGGUGCUCUGUGAUCCGUCCCUGCUGGUGUGAUGUAGGCAACGGCCGUUAGCGACCCACACGCCCUGCCAAGGUCCAGGCACUGGCCACUGCACGGACACUCUGCUCCCCACACACACUCACCCGAGCCAUCCGCCCGCCGGGUCCUGUAGUGUGAGUGUAGUGAGGCCCCAGCGGGGCCGCUGGGCCCAUUCCUCCUGUUCGCUGUUCCAGUCGUGAAACCCUCCGCCCCAGGUUGUGUGCUUGGGCCCCACCGCCUGUUCCAUCAGCUGAGAGACGGCGCCUUGGGGCUGGGCUUGGCCAGCGCUUCCUGGGCAGCCUGGAGCACGGAGUCCAUAGGGCAUGAGCUGGGCCAGGGAGUCGGGACACUGGGUAUGGCAGAGCCCCUGGCAACAGUCAGUGGCUAUGCCAGGGGGAUGUGGGCAGGGCUGGCAGCCUGGGGCCACGAGGAUGUGGCUGGGGGAGCUGGUUGGGAGCCGCUGACAUGACAGACGGUCCAAGUCCUCCUUUCCUUUGCCGCACGGUUGGGCCGAGCCUGCUGCCCCCACGCAGAGCAGGCUGAGGAAGAGGAGAGACAGUGGGACUGGCCCCAUGGCCCAGACGAUGUCAUGGACAGGGAGGUGGAUGCUGAGGAGCCUUCUGGGGGCCCAGCUAGAGUCUCCAAGAGGGAGGGUGCCAGACGCCCAGAAGGGCUGAGCGCUGGCCCCACGGCUGCAAAGGGAGCGUGUCAGGGUCACUCGGGGCAGUUGUGGUGCGGGCCCAGCUGUGGUUCCAGCUGGCGUUGGGUGCGAAGGGGUGGUUGGGGCACGGUGCGGUGCUGGGGGUACAGGGACAGCGUCAGGGCAGAUUAGAGCAGAGGGGGACAGGACGGAGCUGUGCAGCACAAGGGGGGGGGGGUCACUGACCCACAGCUGUUCACUCCACAAAGCCUGGCCUGGGCCUGCAGCACAAGUGCCCACGAGGGAGGGAAGAAACCAAAGCUGCCAGGGAGUGCAUGGGCCUGGCUGCCCUGGGGCCCACGGCUCGGCAAGGGUCAGAGCCAACGCACCAUGUCCUACCACAUUGCAGCUGAUGGAAUAAAUGCCCCACCCCCAGGUGCCCCCCUGUGCUUUGAUUUGCUGAACUGGUAUGUGCAGGAGGGGCUGGGGCAGGGAUGGCAGGCCUGGGGCUGCUCCCUUGGCAGGGUUGGGCUGGCUCAGCAUUUGGAUGGCAUGGCUCAGGAGGCAGCACUACCCUAGCACUCAAU